This is a messenger RNA of Bombina bombina (fire-bellied toad), 946 nucleotides long. It is a transcript of the gene ILK, whose product is annotated as integrin linked kinase. Lineage: Eukaryota; Metazoa; Chordata; Amphibia; Anura; Bombinatoridae. Gene Ontology annotation, molecular function: protein kinase activity; ATP binding. Bases 1 to 870 code for a protein of 289 amino acids. Gene Ontology annotation, cellular component: focal adhesion; stress fiber. The transcript has 7 exons. The record is from RefSeq and is a predicted model, not a curated record. Gene Ontology annotation, biological process: cell-matrix adhesion; integrin-mediated signaling pathway; protein phosphorylation.
AUGGCGGAAGCAGAGGAUAGAAUAGCUUCUUUAGAAGAUAUGGUUAACCAACAAGAAAACACCCUCUCUAAGCAACAGUCCAUAAUCCAAAGCAUGGAAGCUCGCCUGGAGGAUCAAGAAGAUCGCUCCAGACGGCUUUGUCUUUGUGGAGAAUAUUUGCAAGGUGGACUGAAAUAUUCACUGAAGGUGAUUGUGUGCAUGGAUCUCUAUAUUAUAUUGCUCUGGAAGGGCCGCUGGCAGGGCAAUGACAUUGUUAUCAAAGUGCUGAAAAUCCGUGACUGGACCACAAGGAAAAGCAGAGAUUUCAAUGAGGAGUACCCCAAGCUGAGAAUUUUUUCACACCCCAAUGUUCUUCCGGUUUUGGGUGCCUGUCAGUCUCCACCUGCUCCUCAUCCUGUGCUGAUCACCCACUGGAUGCCAUAUGGAUCUCUCUACAACGUUCUACAUGAGGGAACCAGUCUGGUGGUGGAUCAGUGUCAGGCUGUGAAGUUUGGUCUGGAUAUUGCCCGUGGAAUGGCAUUCCUUCACACGCUGGAGCCUCUUAUUCCACGCCAUUACUUGAAUAGUCGCAGUGUCAUGAUUGAUGAGGAUAUGACGGCACGGAUCAGCAUGGCAGAUGUGAAGCUUUCAUUCCAGUGUGCUGGACGUAUUUACUGCCCGGCAUGGGUAGCUCCUGAAGCUCUGCAGAAGCGCCCAGAAGACAUUAACCGUCGCUCGGCCGACAUGUGGAGCUUUGCUAUCCUCCUUUGGGAAUUGGUGACUCGUGAAGUUCCCUUUGCUGAUCUGUCGAACAUGGAAAUUGGCAUGAAGGUCGGUUAUUUCUUAAGUAUAAAACAGUCGUGGUUAAUGUUUGUGCACUACAAGAAGUGAGCAGGGUGAUGUCUGAGCACUAUAGGAAGUGAGCAGGGUGAUGUCUGAGCACUAUAGGAAGUGAGCAGGGUGAUGU